GCUCGUGGCACAUUAGCUAAGCCCUCAUCAAUCACAAACGUCCCAGCGCCUCCCCCGCUCCCUCCGUCCCAUGUCUCUCACUCACCUGGGUUCAACGACACAUUCAUAGUUAGCGAUUUGGUGUUGAUGUUGACAUUGGCCGAGUCCUUCUGCUCACCCUUCGCCGCCUCCGUCUCUGUUGGCUCAUUCCCCUUCUCCUUUUUGCUGUCCUCGGGGGUGGUCUCGCUCUCUUUGCUGACGACCUCUUGCUUCUUGCCGGCUGCGGUGCCCUCCAUGUCUUGCUUGUCUGGUUCUUCCUUGUUCACGACUGCCGUCCCUUUGUUUGUUUGCUGUUGCUCAGUCGCCUCCUUCGUCUUUUCCUCUUCCUUCUUCUCAAUGUCCUUGCUGGGCGCUGCAGAGGCUGGCGGUGUCUCGGCAGUGCCCUCUAUGGUCACGGUCUGGCUGGGCGUCUCAUUCUCUUUCGUCUCUGUUGGUUUCUCUUGCGUCUGUGGAGUCGCUGGCUGAGUCUCCUCCGUCUCCUUGGCCUGGCCAUUCGCCUCCGUGGAUUUACUCUGGUCUGCAUUCUCCGCUUCUGGCUUCGUCUCGCUCUCUUUGUUGACCUCCUCCGUGUUGCUUACUGUCUCAGCUGUGGUGCCCUUCUUGUCUUGAUCUUCCGUCUUGCCGGCUGCCGUGUUUUUGUCGGGUGGCUCUUGCUCAGUCGCCUCCUUUGCCGUGUCUUUGUCCGCAUCGGACUCCGUGGACGAUGCAGGCUUGGCAUCACCUCCAUCAUUUUCUUCUGAUACGGUGACCUUCUCCUGGUCCGCCACCUCUUCCUUGGCCUUCUUAGAGCCGCCUCCCAGGCUGUCCUCGUCCCAUGUCAUCGGCUCCUCACCGGGAGAAAGGCCCCAUCCGCCCCCUUCUGGAGAGGCCGCUGGCCGCUCGCGCAUCUCUGGUGUCUCCCCCUGAAGGGAGAUCUGGCUCCCCUGACCUGAUUGAGCGGGUAAAGGGGGGACAAGAAGGGCUGUCUGUCUGAUGGGCGAUUGUGAACCAUUGCACUUGGCACUUACAUUUGUGGUCGCGGCACCAGGACGCGCAGCACUCCUACAACAAAUAAAAGGUGAGAAAUUAGAACAUACACAAGUUUCUUUUUUGAGAGGGUUUUGUUAUCACCCAGUUUUCGUCGCAGUGAGCGUGGUUCCUGCGGCAGUCUGUGCCUUCGGUGCUGCCUGCGACAGAACCAGCACUCUAUGACGGCCGUAACGAUGGACCUGCUGCACAGAGCUUACAUUUUCCGUUGACGCAUUUGAAGCCUCCACACUCUUGUUCGACAUUGUGGCCAUCACACGGGUCGCCCAGCGCACCUGUGCAUGUUGAUGUCGGAAUGUGGACGGUCCGGCUGCAGCACACAGGGCUGCUGUCCCGUGUGGCCUGCUCGCCGCCCUCCUUGCACGCUGCAUGCCGUGAGUAACAAACAACAGUGAAGUGAACAUGUGAGCCGCGUGUGUGGGCGGUCUCUUACCCUUCCAUCGUUCGCAGGAGCCGUCCGAUCUGUACUCUUCGCACACCUUCCUGUUUGCAAUCGUCGGAAGGGUCAGCAUAAGCCACACGAGGAAGACCACGACCAUG
This is a messenger RNA of Vitrella brassicaformis, 1605 nucleotides long. Lineage: Eukaryota; Vitrellaceae. The record is from the annotation of a GenBank genome assembly.